AUGGCAUUGAUUGGAGAACCUCCAGUGAUCUUUCUGGACGAGCCGAGCACAGGCAGAGACCGGACAUUUCGCGCAGGCAGAAACCAUGAUGUUGCAGAGAAGCGCAAACAGUCGGUGGUCGUGUUGACCACGCACUCCAUGGAAGAAGCCGAGGCACUGUGCAGCAGCAUCGCUAUCCAGGUGGAUGGACAGUUCCGAUGCCUUGGCUCUGCACAGCACUUGAAGUCCAAGUAUGGCAAAGGAUAUGAGGUGAGCGCCAAGUUCCGGGCGAUCGACCGAGAUGCCUUGUCACAACGAGCCAUGCAAAUGCUUCCUUCAGGUUGGGAACUCGACCGGAGUGGUUACACCAUGAUGUCCAAGAACCAGGCGAUCAAUGUUCUGGAUGAGAAGCUGGUGACUGCAGCUACACUGCCUUCGGGACCAAUACCAGAAGGGCAGCAGGAAGUGGCCGUGGAGGUUCUGGCUGAGUGGGUGAUCACACAACAGCACGUGGAAGAUCUGAAAGACUUCUUCUCGGAGCCGGGUGGCUUGGGAGACUUGAACCUGGGAGAGGUGCUGGUCCUUGAGAACCAUGGCUCUUCGUUGCGACUGCGACUCCCUUUGGCCGGAGAAGCACAGCUGCCGCAGCUCUUCGCCAUGCUGAGCAAGGAGAAAGCACGAUUUGGACUCAGUGACUUUGCCGUAUGCACCUUGGACCGUGAGAACCGGCCACCGCACCAAGAGUUCUACAGCAUCCCGUUGAUGGAUUGGUUGGCCGACAAGUACAAGGAUGAGUUUGACAACUUCUCCGAGAAGAUGACCAGCACUGGGUAUGUGCGUGGAAUUACGUGGCCUAAAGCUGGUACUGAUUGGGGGAAGUACAGUGAUGAGAAUUGGGAGAAGCUCAGUUAUUGGGCGUCCAUGCGGAUGCAAACUCUCUUCCGCACCGUGUCUGGAAUGAUGUUGUACCACAAUGCCCUGCAAUGCCACUUCGAAGCUCAAGGGGAUCGUCGCAACAAGCUGGGAUUGAUUUGGGAUCCCAGCGAUGCCUUCACCUGCGUGGUGGCCAUGCAAAUGUACGCCUUCUUUAACAGCAUGCAGCUCAAGCACACCAACAUCAUGUUCAAAAAGUUCCCCAAGUCCAUGAAGGUGGCCUUCAUCGAUUGCGAAGAUUUGGAGGGCUCCGAGCGGCCGGAUUGCAUCCACGAAGAUCAGAAGCGUCGAUACUACAGCUGCCUCAUCGAUGCCACUUGCCCGGUGGAUGGUCAAGGGCGUCGGACACCGAAGUACAAGAUCGAGAUUCCUGGGUACCCCAUCUUGGGCGAUGGAAAGGGUGACAAUCAAAACACGGCCGUGCACUUUACCCGGGGGACCUUUGUGCAGUGCAUCGACGCGAACCAGGGUGCAUACUUUGAGCAGAUGCUGCUGCUGCCUUGCGUUUUGGGUGAGUUCAGAUCGAAGCAUCCUGGUGAUGGAGGAAGCAAGAAGAUCAUCGGUUUUCCGGAGCACAUCACCAGUGACUUCGGCUCGGUGGGCGACUUCGCGGCCUCGUCGGAGCUGGCCUUUGGCACCAUCUCCCAGCGGUCCUAUUCCUUGCUCGGGGUUGGAGGGCAAGAAGAUCCUUCCACGCGUUCGACCCUCACGGCCGACUCGGGCUCUCAGCACUGCCCGUGCGCACGCGUCUUCCGCCAUGCAGCGGGGCACUGUGCAGAGCUUGGAGGACGGUCGUCCUUCAGUGUGAAACGGUCUUUGCAUGGCGUCCGAAUGGUCGCGGCGUCCUUGUUCCAGGGGCUUCCAGGGUUCAGCGUGCCCUUUGUGGAAAUGAGGACUCGCGCAGCCCCAGCUACAUUCCUCAUGAUCUACAUGAUUUGUGACUUGGAAUGGCAUAGAGCUUCGAGCGGGAAGAACGUCAAGGCCCAUCGCAAGUCCGCCUACAUCGUAGACGAACUGUUUAUGCCAGCAUUGUCCGUUUGA
Molecule: messenger RNA, 1953 nt
Organism: Durusdinium trenchii
Lineage: Eukaryota; Dinophyceae; Suessiales; Symbiodiniaceae
Source: the annotation of a GenBank genome assembly